GUACCGAAGGAGCAGGCAGAGAAUAGUCAGGGUCACAAGCCGGGUUCAGGAACUCAUGGGCAGCGCGGUACAGAGGAUCAGGCAGAGAAUGGUCAGGAUCACAAGCCGGUUCAGUAACUCACGGCAGCACCACGGUACAGAGGAUCAGGCAGAAGGAUGGUCAGGCAAGCCAGGGGUUAAACAGGAGACGGUCAGCAGGGUCAGGAACAAUGCAGAGUCGGCAACAAAUCAGAUAGGCAGAGGAACAGGAACACAGGAUACAAGGUACAGGGGCUCAUGGGAAACAUACACCAAGGCCCUG
Messenger RNA from Staurois parvus, 301 nucleotides. The record is from the annotation of a GenBank genome assembly. NCBI's taxonomy places the organism in Eukaryota, Metazoa, Chordata, Amphibia, Anura, Ranidae.